GAUGCCCACCCCUGCCCCCUACACACAACAAAUCGUGUACCUACCAGUUGACACGAUGGAGGACGGAGAGUGGAACUCUGUGAUGGAGGUCAUCAACGCGGAUUUUCUUCGGAAGGUUAAAAAGCAAAAGCAGUUUGUCGCUGCUCCAAGUUUGGCAAACGUCAACCACGGUCCUCCUCUUUUGAUAUUGGGACAGACUUGUUAUAGAUUGGUCCCAAGUGGAGUUCUAGUUCCUUCUCCUUCUCCAACAACACCUCAUCCACCAACACCUUCUCCUCUUCUUCUGCCACCAAAAUCAAAAAAAAUCAAGACCAUGUCAAGACCUGAGGAGGGGCCCUACAUUAAGAAGCCUCCAAAUGCCUUCAUGAUAUUUGCGAAGGAACAUCGGUCCAUCGUCAAGGCCCAAUGUUUUAACAUUGACAGCGCCAGCGUCAAUAAAAUCCUGGGUCAGAUGUGGAAGUCACUGACGCCGGCCGAGCAGCACCUGUACUUCCAAGAGUCGGACCGCCUCAGCCGGAUCCACGCCGACAUGUACCCGGACUGGAACUCUAGGGACAACUACGGCAAAAAGAAAAAGAGAAAGUGGGGCCGUGCAGCCACCAGUUCAAAUAAUAUGACCAUUCCUGUACCCGAACUGGCACCGCCGCCUUUCAAGCCCAGGAACGAGGGACCCGGAGCAGCCCCAACCUCCAUUUUGGGACUGGCGGACUCUGCUUGGUCGUCCCCCUGCUCGGACGUGAGCCUCGAGGCGGACCCGAUGUCCGCCUUGUUCAAACAGCGGCAGGAUUUGGAGCCGGUCAACGCAGCUGAGCCGGCGCCGUCGUCCUCUUUUUGCCACACAGCGGACGUGGAAGAUCUAGAGAGACCUAAACACUGGACUCCGUGGAAUAUUCAAGGACCCGGAGCAGCCCAGACCUCCAUUUUGGGACUGGCAGACUCGGCUUGUUUGUCGUCCCCCUGCUCAGACGUGGGCCUCGAGGCGGACCUGAUGUCCGCCUUGUUGGAACAGCUGGAGGAUUUGGAGUCGGUCAACGCAGCUGAGCCGCCGGCCUCUUUUUGCCACACAGCGGACGUGGAAGAUCUCGAGAGACCUAAACACUGGACUCAGUGUAAUAUUCAAGGACCCGGAGCAGCCCCUACCUCCAUUUUGGGACUGGCGGACUCGGCUUGGUCGUCCCCCUGCUCGGACGUGAGCCUCGAGGCGGACCUGAUGUCCGCCUUGUUCGAACAGCUGGAGAAUUUGGAGCCGGUCAACGCAGCUGAGCCGCUGCCCUCUUUUUGCCACACAGCAGACGUGGAAGAUCUCGAGAGACCUAAACACUGGACUCCAUGGAAUAUUCAAGGACCCGGAGCAGCCCAGACCUCCAUUUUGGGACUGGCGGACUCGGCUUGGUCGUCCCCCUACCCAGACGUGGGCCUCGAGGCGGACCUGACGUCCGCCUUGUUCGAACAGUUGAAGGAUUUGGACCCGGUCAACGCAACUUAGCCGCUGCCGUCGUCCUCUUUUUGCCACACAGCAGACGUGGAAGAUCUUGAGAGACCUAAACACUGGACUCCAUGGAAUAUUCAAGGACCCGGAGCAGCCCCAACCUCCAUUUUGGGACUGGCGGACUCGGCUUGGUCGUCCCCCUACCCAGACGUGGGCCUCGAGGCGGACCUGACGUCCGCCUUGUUCGAACAGUUGAAGGAUUUGGACUCGGUCAACGCAACUUAGCCGCUGCCGUCGUCCUCUUUUUGCCACACAGCAGACGUGGAAGAUCUCGAGAGACCUAAACGCUGGAUGUACUCUAUGGAACAUUCAAGGAUAGGCUUUUAAUGUAUUCAAAAGUUUUUACAACCCGAUGUAUUUCAAAGUUAUUAAUUGCUUGUCUUUGGAUUGUUUUAUAUAUAAAAAAAUCAAUUAAUUAUAUGUUUGAACUUUUAUCAGAUGAAAAUACUCACUUAU
Molecule: messenger RNA, 1945 nt
Organism: Syngnathoides biaculeatus (alligator pipefish)
Lineage: Eukaryota; Metazoa; Chordata; Actinopteri; Syngnathiformes; Syngnathidae
Product: transcription factor Sox-9-B-like
Exons: 7
Coding region: 2-1486 (494 amino acids)
Biological process (GO): regulation of transcription by RNA polymerase II; canonical Wnt signaling pathway
Cellular component (GO): beta-catenin-TCF complex
Molecular function (GO): RNA polymerase II cis-regulatory region sequence-specific DNA binding; DNA-binding transcription factor activity, RNA polymerase II-specific
Source: RefSeq, a predicted model, not a curated record